UGACAGCGACACCACGUCAAGCAACAUCGACUGGACGCAUUUCAGUGCCGUCAAUCUAUGCGUCCUGGUACAAGGCGACGACAUUAGCAACGGAAGGCUCACGCUCAGCAUCGUGGAUAAGACCACGCACAAAGAGACAAUCGAUAUCGCACGCUAUGUCGAAAUGGCCAAUGAUGUGCGUUCCAGUGCCCGCCAGAGAGGCGCUACUAUUCAGACAGAGCAUUUGCCAAUCUUCGGCAUCACGAAGGAGGCUUUGCUAGCCCUGAGGUAUCGCCUGCAGGACGGCAGAGUGCGUGAUAACAGGUCUUUUGCUCAACAGAGACGAUGCUGAAUGAUCGCAGGCCCGGCGUAUUCAACUCCGUUUGCAAACUGAAGCACACUGUCGUGAAGUUGUGCAUAUCCUCCAGCGUCGAGGUCUGGACUUUCAAGAGCAACGACCAAGAACGGGACGUCCUGAUACCGCCCCGGUAAGGCUUGACACACCAACGACGGAAGCUCGUUCACGCAUAACACAAGAAAGCUCCAUGAAUGCCAUUCAUAGUCGCGUAGCGCAGAGUCCCUUUCAGCCACCAAGCAUGAGCUUCGGAAGCCUGGGUCAACAGUCUCCGUCUCACACUCAACAGAACGACACAACAAAAUUCUCCAGCGGUCCGCUAGCGUCGCCACCAGAGCGUUUCGGAAGCGUACAAGCUCCUCGGACCUACAGUCCAAUACAGCUUUCUCACAACCAGCCGGUUGCCAGCAGUCCGUUUCCAGGACUGCAGUCUACGAGUUUAUCGCUCGGCCAGACUGCCACGGCCGGUACUGAUAAGCAAUUCUCAUCCGUGAGCUCUCUUCCAGCGCCCCAGAAGGCACCAGGUCAUGUCAUGGCUUCAGCAUUUGAAGGCAACGACAGGAUUUCAAUGCCAGCACACUUGCGCAGCGAGACGCAACGUGCCGCAGUAAACAGUGCAUAUGGAGUCAGUCCUUCCUCUUCGGAUAUUCCAGGACGACCAGAGACCGCUUCAUCGUCGCUCUCGCAGCCGCCUGCUAGUCGGCCUAUCACAGGGGAUCGUUCGCAGGCCAGACCUGUCGAUAACGGAACAAAUACGACAAGCCGCUCGCGCCCAAGCUCUGCACUGGAAUUGCCACCCCUGCCGAUGCCCAAAUCAUUGAAGGCAAGACCAACGUCUGCGCUGCAACAUGGCAUUACUGCGCCUGCAGAAUCAGAGCCACAAGUAGUACCAGCACGGUCUACCUUAGAUGGGCAAGAGCUGCUGAGCCAGCCGCGCUCGACAAGCGAGGGCAUGACUUUCACGUCACUCGACGACGCUGGACAUGGAUCAAGGAACAUGGUCCCCAAGGAACGAGUCGUUGAAGGCAGCCGAACGGUUGCGGCGCGCAAUGUAAGCAAAAGCAUGCCACGCAUCAGCAGCCUGAUGGACGCCCCCCAUGAGAUCGAAGAAGCUCCCGAUACCAAUGCAAGUGCGUCUGUGCCGCAGAAUCACGAUCACAGUGGCAAGGUGGCCGUGUCGGACCAAGACGUGUCUCUUCAGAGGUAUGCUGCGCAACAUCCGCAAGUCAGGGAUACGGCCCUGAACAAAUUCAUGAUGGAUCAUUUGCAAGACCCCGCGUUCACGGUACUGUGUGCGGAUAUCGAGAAUUGCUGGCGCAGGAUUGCUCUCGGUCUCUGAGUAGGUAGGUAGGUUCCCCAAUUCCGGCAGACAGUCAUGGAACGACGACGAGAGGGGCGGGGCGGGGGCGGGGGAGAUGAUUUGCUCAAUCUGUUGGGUGUACAGAGAAACAACUAUGGUUCAUAGUUUUUUUUUGCGUGGCAGCCAUAUUCCGUUCAAUCCUCGCUCUCAGCAGAUAUGCUGGGACUGAUGGGCAGUUUCACCAUGGUCACUUCGUUUUCAAUGGCUCUCAUCGCUUCCACUUCUCGAUGCGUGACACCGAUGCUUCCUCCCGGGUGAUGGCGGAGAAAGACUUCACUCGUUUUGCCUUGAUGCAUGGCGUCUGCCACGGUGAGAGCCAGCAUAUCACUAAUCGCCAAGGCCACGGUCGUCGACGUGGUCGGCGCCUUGACCCCAAACGAGUCUUCCUCACUCUCAUGGAUAGGGGCCGGAAGCAAAAUCCCAUCAUCCCGAUCCCGCAACAACAAGCAAUCAUCCGGAUGUCUCUGCGCACUCAUGGCAACAAUCUGCGUCUCGCGCGGCACAUGCGGCAAAACAUUCAACAACUCAUUCGUUUUACCACUAAACGACACAAACAACAACACAUCCCUCUUCCGCACAUCUCCCAAAUCCCCAUGUACAGCCUCGCACGCGUGCAAGAAACUCGCACUGAUGCCCAAACUCUUCGCCGUCGCGACCAGUUUGCGCGCGAUGAAGGCGGAUUUUCCUACGCCGCACACGACUAGUUUCCCGCCGCGUUCUUGCGAGGUGAGGACGGCGUCUUGGGCGGCUGAGAGGCCGGAUUGGGCGAUUUGGUCGGUUGCGUAGAGGGAUGUGACGUGUGCGAGUGCGUCGGCUUCGACUUUGAGGACGUGGAUUGCGCGUUCGAGGACGCUGGGUAAGCGGUCUGAGGAGGAGGUGGGUGGUGGGGAUGAUGAUGACGAUGAUGAUGAUGAUGGGCCGCCGUCGGCGCUGCUACUUUUGCUUUCGAGGACGGGAGAAGGGGGUGUCAAUGGCGUGGAGACGCGUUGUCUCUUGCUGGGCCGCGGGCAGUCCAUUGAGUGUGGUAGUGGGGAAAUUCAGGUACAGCUGGAUUGAUCGGGAGCGGGGCGGAAGUUGUUGAUAAGAUGUUCGUUGACAACAACAACUUCCUCUUUGCUUUUGAAAAGCGGCGGUUUGUUUGCGACAGCUGUAUGUGUAUGAUAGGUAGGUAUGUAUGUAUGUAUGCGGACAAAGAUGCCGGGAACGAAAUAUGUCGAGACAAAGGAG
This is a messenger RNA of Sphaerulina musiva SO2202, 2921 nucleotides long. RefSeq lists its product as uncharacterized. The transcript has 2 exons. The record is from RefSeq and is a predicted model, not a curated record. NCBI's taxonomy places the organism in Eukaryota, Fungi, Ascomycota, Dothideomycetes, Mycosphaerellales, Mycosphaerellaceae. Bases 525 to 1673 code for a protein of 382 amino acids.